Messenger RNA from Necator americanus (New World hookworm), 258 nucleotides. RefSeq lists its product as uncharacterized. Lineage: Eukaryota; Metazoa; Nematoda; Chromadorea; Rhabditida; Ancylostomatidae. The record is from RefSeq and is a predicted model, not a curated record. Bases 1 to 258 code for a protein of 85 amino acids. The transcript has 3 exons.
AUGUUCUAUCCAGCAUGGUGGUUGGUCGAUGAGAGGGCAUUCUGCUUCGUUUGUUGGGCGGUGUUGUCCCUCAUGGAAGGUGUGGAUGCGCAAGGGAAACCGAUCGAAGUUCAAGUACUAGAUGGACAGAACGUGCUCGUUCUCAGAUUGACAAUGUACACGAGUGAAAAGCUAUUCACCCUUUAUAACUUUCUAGAAGAUGUCGUAACGUUUAAUUGUGUGACCUAUGAAGAUGAGUCUUUACUUUUUCAGAAUUAA